This is a messenger RNA of Fukomys damarensis (Damara mole-rat), 5919 nucleotides long. RefSeq names its product zinc finger protein 366 (gene Znf366). Gene Ontology annotation, molecular function: RNA polymerase II cis-regulatory region sequence-specific DNA binding; DNA-binding transcription factor activity. The record is from RefSeq and is a predicted model, not a curated record. Lineage: Eukaryota; Metazoa; Chordata; Mammalia; Rodentia; Bathyergidae. Bases 226 to 2511 code for a protein of 761 amino acids. The transcript is spliced from 5 exons. Gene Ontology annotation, biological process: regulation of transcription by RNA polymerase II.
CUUCCUGAAGGUACUCAUCUGAGAAAAAGAGAACGAAGUAUUGUUCCUGUUCUCCUUCUUAAGUCAUAUGAAACACUGUCCCCGCUAGUUCUUUAAGUUCCCUGCAAUCUGUACACAAGAGAGAGGGAGAGAGAGGGGGGGAGAGAGACAGAGAGAGCCAGGGACCAGGUAAAGCGGAAGGGCUGCUGCAGCCAUCCAGACCCAGGAGCUGGAAAAUUGCCAAGGAUGCAGAAGGAAAUAAAGAUGAUCAAAGACGAGGAUGUGCGUUUCAACUUGGGUGUGAAGAGGCCCCCAUCCUUUCCCCACUGCCUACAGCCUGUGGCUUCCCGAGGGAAGGCACCCCAGAGGCAUCCCCUCCCGGAAGCCCUCCGGGGGCCGUUUUCCCAGUUUCGAUAUGAACCCCCAGCUGGACACCUGGACGGAUUCCCCGGGGUCUUGGAAGGAGGCGGAUCCCGCAAGCGGAAGAGCAUGCCCACCAAAAUGCCCUACAGCCACGCUGCUGAGGAGGCGGUGCUCAGCCUCCCCUCAGAGGAGAGCAAAGUCCAAGGGCCAGCGAACCUGCCUCUGCUCUUCCCGCAGCCUCAGCGCCCCAAGUGUGACUCACAGAUGAUCGACCUGUGCGAUGUUGGCUUCCAGUUCUACCGAGCGCUGGAGCCGCUGACCAGCAAGCCCAUCAAGCAGGAGCCCCUCAAGCCCAGCGCCCUGUGGCCCCAACAGGCACCCCCGCCUUUCCUGCCCGCGCCCUACCCCUAUUACCCCAAAGUGCACCCGGGCCUGGUGUUCCCUUUCUUAGUGCCGGCCACCUCGCCCUUCCCCUUCGGCCGGCACACCUUCCUGCCCAAGCAGCCCCCCGAGCCGCCGCUGACUCGGAAAGCAGAGCCCCCCGACAGCGAGGAGGUCAAGCAGAAGGUGGAGAGGGUGGACGUGAAUGUGCAGAUCGACGACAGCUACUACGUGGACGUGGGCGGAGCACAGAAGCGCUGGCAGUGCCCCACCUGCGAGAAGUCCUACACCUCCAAGUACAACCUGGUGACCCACAUCCUGGGCCACAGCGGCAUCAAGCCGCACGCGUGCAGCCGCUGUGGGAAGCUCUUUAAACAGCUCAGCCAUCUGCAUACACACAUGCUCACGCACCAGGGCACGCGGCCCCACAAGUGCCAGGUGUGCCACAAGGCCUUCACCCAGACCAGCCACCUCAAGCGCCACAUGAUGCAGCACAGCGAGGUGAAGCCGCACAACUGCCGUGUGUGCGGCCGGGGCUUCGCCUACCCCAGUGAGCUCAAGGCCCACGAAGCCAAACACGCGAGCGGGCGGGAGAAUAUCUGCGUGGAGUGCGGCCUCGACUUCCCCACGCUGGCCCAGCUGAAGAGGCACCUCACCACCCAUCGGGGCCCCAUCCAGUACAACUGCUCCGAGUGCGACAAGACCUUCCAGUACCCCAGCCAGCUGCAGAACCAUAUGAUGAAGCAUAAGGACAUCCGGCCCUACAUCUGCUCCGAGUGCGGCAUGGAGUUUGUGCAGCCCCACCACCUCAAGCAGCACUCGCUUACCCACAAGGGUGUGAAGGAGCACAAGUGCGGGAUCUGUGGGCGGGAGUUCACCCUGCUGGCCAACAUGAAAAGACACGUGCUGAUCCACACCAACAUUCGUGCCUACCAGUGUCACCUUUGCUACAAGAGCUUCGUGCAGAAACAGACCCUCAAGGCGCACAUGAUUGUCCACUCUGAUGUGAAGCCUUUCAAAUGCAAGCUGUGUGGGAAGGAAUUCAACCGGAUGCACAACCUGAUGGGCCACAUGCACCUGCACUCAGACAGCAAACCCUUCAAGUGCCUCUACUGCCCAAGCAAGUUCACCCUGAAGGGGAACCUGACGCGCCACAUGAAGGUCAAGCAUGGAGUGAUGGAGCGGGGCCUUCACACUCAAGGUUUGGGAAGGGGCAGAAUGACGCUGGCACAGACUACGGGUGGCCUGAGGAGCCUGGAGCAGGAGGAGCCUUUUGACCUCUCACAGAAGCGAGGGGCGAAGGGGUGGGUGUUCCAAUCGGAUGGGGAGAGCGCCCGGGGCAGCCCCUGCCAGGAAGAGGAGGAAGAGGAAGAGGAGGAGGAAGAGGAGGAGGAGGAAAAUUGCUGCGAGGUGGAGCCCUACAGCCCCCGCCUAUCCCCCCAGAGCCAGCAGUUCUGUGCCCCCCAAGAUCUGUCCACCAAGGCCGAGAGGACCCUCCAGGGGAGAGGGGAAGCCAGCAAGGAGGAGGAGGAGGAGAAGGAGGAAAAGGAGGAGGAUGUGACUAAAGAAGAGCGAGAGGAGGAUCCCCGUGGGGCAGCGGAAGGUGGCCGGGAGAGAGGGGAGACAGAGGGGAUCUGCCGGGAAGAGUGCCUAAGCCUCAGGGUUUUUCAGAGCGCCCAGCGGGGUUCCUCUUUUUCUGAUUACUUAUACUUCAAGCACAGAGACGAGAGUUUAAAAGAAUUACUGGAGAGGAAAAUGGAAAAACAAGCAGUGCUUUUGGGUAUCUAAGUGGACAGCUCUAAAAUUACAUUCGGAAGAUGAGAGCUAGGCAGUGCAAAUACAGCUUUCUGCAUGAUUGCCGUUCCCUGGAGACUGCUUUCCAAGCGACUCAGACUAAAGGAGCAGGGUCUGUCCUAGGUAAUGUAGUUGCUUCUCAGGCGGUUUCUUGGGCCCUUCAGUCUUAAAAAAACACAGGCAGGGGCUUCAGUGUUACUUUAGGCAUCUCACAUGUAAUAAACUGUGCAUAUUCUUCUGGAUGUCUAACAUAGCUGACCCUGAGGUGCUUUUAGACAUUCUAUUUUCCUUUGACUAAUAUGCAAUACAUGGUUUCUCUCUAAUUGUAAAACAAUGGUGCUUGACACAUUACCUUAUCAAUAACUAUUUAACUGAAUUCAUGAAAGUUAUAUUUUUCCAGUUAAAUGAAAAUAUUAUUAGUUGUAUAUAUAAAAACAGCCUUUAUUGCAUAAACAAAAACACUGGAAAUGACACAGAAGGGUGAGCUAUUGAAAAGGAUAUUCUCAAGUAGCAGCUACAGAUGUACAAUAAAAAUCUAAGAAGAAGAUGAACAGCUUUCACUAAGGGGAAACCGCAACACGUAGAUUCCUGCAUGGGUCUCUCUCCUCUGCUUCAGCUCCUUUCAUGAGUGGGACAUUUGGAGCUCUUCGCAGAUGACUGGGCAAUGCUUAGGGGCCCUGGAUCCUCAGACUGAUGUCUCCUGUCCUAAGCAGAGUCCCCUUCUGGGGGCCGCUGCUGCUUUCUUUUGAAGCCUCAUACCCCAGACAGUAGCUGCAGGAAGAGCUGUCGCUGGUGAAGUGAGGAUGAGGGGCUGGGUGGAGGAAUUCUCCCUAACACAAGCUCUGACUUGUUUGGGGUGUUAGAAUAAUUACCAGCCAAUCACUAUGCUGAAAACCUGGGCUAUGUUCUCAAUGCUGGCUACAUAUAAGAAUCAUCUAUGAGAACCUUUCCAAAAAUACCAAAGCCAAGGCCUUACCCCGAGAUUCUGACCUAAUGGUAUAGAAGGAGCCCCUGAACUGAUAGUUUCCAAAUUGUUCCUUAUGAUAUGUGCAGCCAGGAUUGAGAAAGAUUCACUGGGCUUGAAAAACACCCACCCAGCCCCCUUUCAGGGCUCCAGAAAUAUUUCUGCUCCUGGCUUCAGAGUGACUCAGCCCUAAAGUAGAAGGCAGGAGAGUCAGCAGUCAUCACACUGACUCAGCCCUGCACACCUGCUCUGUAAGAGCCUGACGAGGACACCCCCCACCCCUAUAGAUACACACUUUGUGGACUAGAACACAGUGCCUAUGAUGUUCCUGACCACUUCAUAUGCUGAAUGAUGCGUAACUGGCUGUAUGGAAACUCACUCCUCCUGCCCGAAUACUGGAACCACAGUUGUGGGGGACAGAGAUGGUGAGUUGGGCCUUGCAGAUGGCCUUACUUAGGCACUGGCACUGAGUAAAGUGAUACUAACAGAGGCUGCCUACAUGGGACUGGCACACCUGACAGGACUGUGUUUGCAUUUACAUAAACCCUGCCCUUUGGUGAGGGUUUCAACAUCUACUUGCAGAGCAAGGUACUGCUUCUCCUCCUCCCACACUUCCCAGGACAUUUCUUUGGAAGAACUGAUCCAUUUCCAUCAGCUGGAUGCUGGCUUUUUCUCUCAACAUUGGCACCUCCCCAUCAGCCCCAUCUUGUCCUCAUCAUUCACCGGUGUGCUUUGGCAGUCAUUUCUCCUGCUACCACCCUGAAAUCCCUUCUUUCAGCAUCAGUGCCACCAUGGAGUGCUACAGCUGUUUAGAUUUCCUACUGUCACCUAUGUUCUGAGGUCAGAGAACCUGCAAAGGAGAUUACAGAGAGAACAUUGUGGGUUUCUGCCAUCGUAAGUACAACUGAGCCAAGAACUGCUCCAAGUGCUCAGAAGGCCAAGUUCUACUCUCUGUGAAUGUAGCUCAUAGGUGUCUUUGGUGAUGAUGAUGGCCAGGAAGCUGGCAGGGUGGUUUGCAAGGACACUACCAGCUCUCAGGGGUCUCCUGUAAUCAUAUUCAUUCAGAAGCCACACAUUGAGGACCCACCAUGUGCUGUGCCUGACAAACUCCCAGUUGCCUCUGGCUGGAAUAGGAGCCAGGAAGACAUAGAGUAGUAGGCUCCAGACUUUUCCAACCAAAACAAAUCCUGCAGAAGUGUUUGAGGAAUCAGUUAAUAUUGAGUUGGAGAGAGCGUGGUCCAAAAUGGUGGUUUUGAGUUGUGUUUUGAGGGGCCAGAGAACCCUGUUCUGCCCCUGCCAAGCUAUUAUAGGAGGGAGAAACACAGCUUUCUUGCCCACUCCACUCAAAGUGGCUCAUUUUAUCUGUCUUGUGUAUUAGCAUUCUCAGUAGAAUUUCAUUUGGAAAGAGAGAGAAAGUCUAGGGAAAGUUAACAAAAAUUGUAUUGUGCAGCGUGCUCUAAGGCAUGUGUUUAAUUUUUAACUCUGGAAUGAGAGACUUAAUGAGCUCUAACCUGGGGGCUGGGUUGGCAAUGACCUUCUGAGGACCAAGGAUGAAAGUUUGGUUUUGUACACUGACUAACCAACAUGGAGGUUGGCCUGGGCCAACCCUUGUUUACAUCUGUGGCCUCGGGGUAAUUAAUAAUAGCACACCCUUAACUCUCAAAAUAUCACAGUUUGGGUAACAAAUUACAUGAACACUCCGUGUGUGAGGACAGAGCUGAGUGAAGGGUUGACUGCCUUCCCUGAUAAGCUUAUUAUCCAGAAUGAGAGCCCGAAGGAGGACCUAUUGGGGCCCUCACUAGAGAAUGAAGGAACAGGUCAUUCAAGGCUAUCAUCCUCAUGACCUUUUGAAACUCUGAAAAUAGGUCAGGACCAAAUGCUUUCCAGUCUUUGACCACUGUGCCUUGGAACGAGCCAACACAUAAGCCAACUGCCAUAUUUUUCUUUUACCCAUUAUAUUUAGGCCUAUAAUUAUCUCUGUUAUUGCCUUUCAAUUCCUCUUUCAUUCUCUCCUUUUAAAAUUUUGACUCCCCAUUGGCCAUGCAACUGAAACUAACCUUUCAUAAACCCAAAGAGUAACAGGUAUAUUGGUGUAUUAUUAACCACAUGAAAAAGCUCAAUGUGCAUACUGUAUUUAUUAAGUCCCGGAGGCAUUUAAUAAAAUACUAACAUUGUGUUUUGAAUUAUGAUCUUUGCUUUGCUAGAACAAAAUGUAACAGAACUAACAUUUAAAAUCCUUUGCAUAUUUUGGACAACUUUACACCAAAUGUUGAUUUUGUACAGAAUUCUGGCUUGCUGUUUAAAAAGUAAAACUCCAAGUAUAUAGCAAACCAAGUUGUGGAUAUUACUUUGGGCUUUAGUGAAAAGGCAGCUUACCUGAAAGUAGCAUGUUGUAACCUAUAUUUUGUUAAUUUAAGCAAAUAAAGACAUGUUGGAAA